Egretta garzetta (little egret) is the source of this 3370-nucleotide messenger RNA. RefSeq names its product dephospho-CoA kinase domain containing (gene DCAKD). Lineage: Eukaryota; Metazoa; Chordata; Aves; Pelecaniformes; Ardeidae. Gene Ontology annotation, biological process: coenzyme A biosynthetic process. Bases 1715 to 2644 code for a protein of 309 amino acids. The transcript has 3 exons. The record is from RefSeq and is a predicted model, not a curated record. Gene Ontology annotation, molecular function: dephospho-CoA kinase activity; ATP binding.
UUGCCUCGGGGAAGAGCACGGUGGUGGCCGUACUCCGGGAACUGGGCUGUGCCGUGAUUGAUGCCGAUGUUAUUGCCAGAGAGGGUGAGUUUUGCAUAGUUGAUCUUUCUCCCUGAGGUUCCCCUGACAACUGGGAUUGAUGCGGGGAAGCGCAGACAGCAGAGGGUGCUCUGGGUAUGUUAGAUAAGUGUUUCCCUCCCAUUCCCCGCUUGAUGAGGCUGUGUGGAGGAGCAGCUGUCUCGGGUGGGAUUGGAACUAGGAUAUAUUUUUAAUAAAGAAAAAAAAAAUAAGAUCAUGUCCUAAUAAACACUGUGGGGAGAUCUUGCCUUGCGUUUCCCUCUCCUGGAAUGCAAUGUUUCCUGGCUUUGAAAGCCAAUUCUGGGCAAACUAAAUGUGGUUCUCUGUAAAGUAGGUUCCCUCGGCUGAUCUGAUGUCCCCUCCUAAGCCCCAGGACACCCAUCCUGUAAGGUGGUUACGUUAGGUGGAAUCACUAAUGCCUAGCUUGAAAGAGAAUUUUCGUCUGUGCUGGAUGUUGCUUGGUUGUAAAUAUAGAGAGAUUGGUCCACAAAAUUACUUGUGCCUUAAUGUGCUCAAAAAAAGAGGCUCCAAAUAUCCCGGAUGAGAGGGAAUUCGGUCUGUGCUUCCGCACAGCACACCGGCCUCUCGCUGCUCUGGAAACGUGCUGUCCUGGCUACAGAAAAGACCCAGCAAUUCAGAUCCGUUGCCUCAACAGGACUGGGGCAGACCCUCCUUGCCCCAAUUACCUCCACAAUGCGGGAUGAGAUGUUAAUCCCUUCGUUCCACCGGGAUAAUCAGGAGAGCAGUGCCUGCUCCAGGGAGGGCUGCUGAUUUUGUAUGCGGAAGGUUUCGGGUCUGCAGCUGAGCGGUGGUGCAGGCGGUGUCAUUUUGAAGUGCCUGCGCUUUUCUAUUUGGUGAAGAACUUACCAUGUAGCCACUCAAAGCUGUGAUGCUCUUAACGUUUUAUUACACUGUAAUUCCCCUCAAGGUGUGGAAAAUUUGCUGGAGGUGCUAAAAGCCCUCAGAGAUGAUAGGAAAACACUACAGAUACUCAGUGUUAGUUUUCUACCAAUCACUUCAUUUUUCUCCAAGUACUUUUUUAUAUGUGUUUAUUUACUAUAUGGAUUUCACCCAUCCUGAAACUACCUCGGUGUAAAAUUUCCACGGGAGAAAGAAAUUGGUCUUAAAGACUUUUAUUAGGUUGGCCUGAGGUUACAACCUGUGGCAAUGUUCCUGGAUUUUGGCGAGAAAAUUAUAUAUGGUCUGUCAUGCUCUGUGGUUAGCCUCAGCUUGAUCUUAAUUAUGGUUUUAUUACAGCAUCCUUUUUGGUGGUGAUUUUUUUGGUGGCUUUAAUAUUAUAUGCUCGUGCAACGUCAGAGUCCCUGCAAUUACCUAUUGGGAAUUGAUCUCUUAGAAGGUUUCUGUGUUCAUUCUCAUGAAGAAUUUGGUGACUAACAUGAAAGACAGUUAAAAAACCCCUCAGUAGCAGCCAGAGCCAACCUGUAGUAGCCAGGCUGUAUUCACCUAGCACUGAAGUUUUUAGCUAAAAUAAACCUGAUGCUGAACCCCGUCCUUUUAGGAUCUCCCUGCUCGACUCCUCGCCCUGCAGGCGGUGGGAAUUGGCUCAGCCCUGUUCCUGGUAGCUGUCAGCAAGCCCUCCUGCCCGCCCUGCUGACUUCUAACCCCGAACAGCAGCAUGCAGGAGGAGGGUUGUGGCGCUGAAUUAAUGCCUGCAGGAUGCUUCGAUCUCUUGGGUGUCAGCCCUCAAAGGGACCUUGGGCCGAGAGGGUUGGGUUGUUUCGGUGUUUUUUUGGUUUUUUUUUUUUUGCAGAUGCUUUCCUGCAGCACCGAUGCCAGGUGUCUGCCGGGCUGCAGCGCUGAGCCGCGCCGGUCUCGGUUCAGCGGGUGCUGGCAGGCAGAUGUGCUGCCCGCCGAGAAGAAUAAGCUCGGUUAUUUAAUGAACAAAACUCAUUUGAGGCCGAUCGCUGAUGCAAACACCAACUGUGCUGUAGAACUGGCUCUAACCUCCGGCUGUUUAAUGUUAUCAGUGGUGCAGCCUCACUUCAAGGCCUAUCGGCAGAUAGUGCAUUACUUUGGCACCGAGAUCCUCUUGGAGAAUGGAGAGAUAAAUCGUGAGGCUCUAGGAAACAUUAUCUUUUCCCACCCGGGGAAGCGGCAGCUGCUGAACUCCAUCACCCACCCGGAGAUCCAGAAGGAGAUGCUGAAGCAGAUCUUGAAGUACUUUGUGCUAGGCUACCGCUAUGUGAUCCUUGACAUCCCUCUGCUCUUCGAGACCAACAGAUUGACCAAGUUUAUGAAAUGCACGGUCUUGGUUUAUUGUGAUCCGCCGACACAGCUCUCUCGGCUGAUGAAGAGGAACGGGCUGUCCCGGGCGGAGGCAGAAGCUCGCAUCGCCUCCCAGCUGCCGCUGGAUGAGAAGCGCAAAUUAGCGAGUCACGUCAUCGACAACUCCAGGGACCGGGAGAGCACACGCCGGCAGGUCCUGAGGCUGCACGCCUGCCUGGAGGAUUCCCUGGAUUUCCUCUGGGCACGGCUGGCGGCAGGCACGGUUGUAGCUGGGCUUGGAGGGCUGGUGUACCUCCUCCUCCGGCAUUUCAUGUCUUAAUUCACCUUUUCUUUUUGUCAUGGAAGAGGCCUGAAUUUCCAGGUUUGAAAAGGGCAGUGAAAGGCCACCUCUUUUAAUGAGCUUUGCCAGCUGAAUGCAGACAGUGGGAUGAGGCGUCUCCUUACAGACUUCCCAAGGUGAACGUAGAGAGGGUUUUUUUCCAGCACCGUCUCCCAUCUCCCUUCUUCCUACCCAUCACCUGUAGCUGCAGGGUGGGACUGCUCCCCAUGUGUGGCUGCAGCCCAUGAAGGGGAUGAGGCCCUCAUUAUCCCCCUAUGGCUCUGUGCGGUGGGACUUCAGGGAAUUUAGGCACUUUAACGUUUUCCAGGACAAUCUCUUCACUGGGGGAGUAGGUGGCCUCUCCGGUCCUGUUUCUGCUAGCGAGUGUCCCCAGGUUGACCCCCUCUGAGCUUGCAGCCCCAGCUAUCUGAAUUUAGACAUGGGAUUUCCCUUCUUUCCCGUUGAUUUAAUGGAAACAUGUUAAAUCUGCGGGGGGGGUGGGGGUGGCAAGCAGGCAGCACCUCAUUUCACAGGGGUGAGGUGUUUGGCUAUCUGCUCGCCCUCCCUCCUGCUCUCUAUUUCUGCCAUCAUCGCUUGUGGGUCACCUUUGGCUUUGGAGCUGAGGGUCUGAUACGUCCCCGGAGCAGGCUGAGACCUAGGACCUUCCCUCAUUGAAACGCAUUUAGUUCUGGUUUGAGUUUUCCUUCGGCGGCACUUUCCCUGUGG